This is a messenger RNA of Synchytrium microbalum, 1476 nucleotides long. RefSeq lists its product as uncharacterized. Bases 1 to 1476 code for a protein of 491 amino acids. Gene Ontology annotation, cellular component: spindle microtubule; spindle midzone; chromosome passenger complex. The record is from RefSeq and is a predicted model, not a curated record. The transcript is spliced from 8 exons. Gene Ontology annotation, biological process: protein phosphorylation; mitotic spindle organization; regulation of cytokinesis. Gene Ontology annotation, molecular function: protein kinase activity; ATP binding. NCBI's taxonomy places the organism in Eukaryota, Fungi, Chytridiomycota, Chytridiomycetes, Synchytriales, Synchytriaceae.
AUGGCAUCGACAAAUCGCUCAGAAAUGAGAACAUUGGAAUCCCAGAUGAAGAAUGUAUCAAUUAAUGGCAAAGAGAAUGCUGCCAUGAUAAACGGCCCUUUAAAGGCCCUUGCGGCUCGCUCAAUCAAGCCAGCACCUGCUCAACGGGUUCCCUUGCUCAAGAGAACUGCUGCACCCACAAUAACAGCAACAGCAACCACAUCGUUUGCACUGGGCACAUCAAACACAAACUCUACUAUCGCGACUUCUACUGUUGCUAUGCCCUCAACAUCGUCGCUGGCUAUAUCAAAGAAACCAAUACCAUCUUCGCGAACUCUUCCUCCAACCAACACAACAACACACAAUCUGCGACAACCCAUGGUAGGACCAUCAUCUACCUCACCGAACCAGACUACAAUACCACCACCAAAGAUGACUGUCCCGCAGCGGGCAAUGGAUCAAGUGCAUACAGAUAGAACUACUAUCGGUGGUCUUGUAGGUGCUCCGCAAGCUACGUCUAGUCCCAACAAGAUGGUGCGCUGGAAUGAAGCAGAUCAAGUCAGAUUGCAAGCUGCCGAAGCUGCCGAACCCUCUGUCGCAAGUAAUUCUGUUGCUCCUCCUCCUCCUCAAACUGCUUCAGCCCAAUCAGCGACAGACUCAUCUUCAACGAACGAUCGUAGAUGGUCUUUACGUGACUUUGAUGUAGGAAGGGCGUUGGGCAAGGGUAAAUUUGGUCGUGUCUACUUAGCUAAAGAGCGCCAGUCUGGCUAUAUCGUGGCAUUAAAAGUCUUGUUCAAGACGGAAUUGGCUAAUGCCAAAGUGGAAAAGCAACUACGCCGAGAGAUUGAAAUUCAAAGUCACCUUCGACAUCCAAACAUUCUCCGCCUGUAUGGGUAUUUUUAUGAUGCGAAAAGAGUAUAUCUGAUCCUAGAGUUUGCUCAAGAAGGAGAAAUGUAUAAGCACCUGCGAAAGCUGAGCAAGUUCAGUGAAGACAUUGCUUCGAAGUACAUAGCGCAAAUCGCUGAUGCACUUGGAUAUUUACACAGUAAACAUGUUAUUCAUCGUGACAUCAAACCAGAAAAUCUACUGAUUGGACGAGACCGAAACAUGGAGCAAAAGGUCAAGAUUGCUGACUUUGAAUUUUGUAGACGUACGACGUUGUGCGGUACUCUGGAUUAUCUCCCUCCAGAAAUGGUAGAAGGUCGUGAUCACAAUGAAAAGGUCGAUUUAUGGUCUCUGGGUGUGUUGUGCUAUGAAUUUCUAGUUGGAGUACCACCUUUCGAGGAGGUGUCAUCAUAUAAAGCGACCUAUAAAAGGAUUGCUGCUGUAGAUCUAAAAAUCCCCGACUCUGUGAGUCCCGAAGCCAAGGAUCUGAUUACGAAUCUUUUACGGUAUGAUCCAGGACAUCGGUUAGCUCUUGAUCAAGUGCUGCAACAUCCAUGGAUUGUGAAGUACAAUCCUGAUUUGGCCAACGCAGCUGGUGGUAUGGCCAUAUAG